CCGCUUUUGAAAAAUGUGGCCCCUGUUCGAUUUGGAGAAACAAUAUGCCACAAAUCCCCAAAUCAAGCGAGAGGAAAUACAAAAACUCAAAGAAUGGCUGAGAACCCAACCGCAUAUGCCUGAGCUCUUGGAACAUGAGAUUCUUUUAUUCUAUCGGGCGUGCAACUUUCAAUUGGAGUAUACAAAACAAGUGAUUGACAAAUACUUCACAUUUCGCACCCAUGCUGAAGAGUUUUUUGAAGAUUUGGAUGUGGAAUCUCCACAAAUUCUGCAGGCCCAGCAAGUCAUGGCCUGCUUUCCCUUGAAAGGUACCACGGCUGAGGGCUAUCGCGUUGCAGUUUCAAAACUUUUGGAUCCAGAUCCAGCGAAAUAUGAUUUUGUGGCUAGCUUUAAAAUAACAUUUUCAACACAGGAUAUGUGGCUACAGGGUCAGGAUCUAAUGCCAGGUGUUCUAAUCAUGUUGGAUUUAAGUGGAUUUUCAUUGGGUCAUUUCGUACGCAUUGGGUUGCCACAAAUAAAAAAGAUUUUAAAUUAUUUACAGGAAGCAGUUCCAUCUCAAGUAAUUGGAUUGCAUUUUGUUAAUCCCUCAGCGGCGGCGGAAAAACUAAUGAAUCUGCUCAAUCAGUUUAUGAAGAACAACAUGAAAACUGCGCUCGUAGUCCACCCAAACCUGGAGAGUUUACACAAGCAUAUACCACGUGAUAUAUUGCCGCAGGAGUAUGGAGGUCCGGAAGCAACCUGUGCAGAGCUGGCAGAAAUUUAUUACAAACAAGCACGCAAAUACCGUCUGGACAUUAUUGAGUACAAUAACAGUCGUAGGGUUAAGGAAGAACUUCGUCCAGCAUCGGAUAGAAAUACUGUCAAUAAUUUUGGAGCACAGGGCAAUUUUAAGAAAAUUGAAUUUGACUAAAAUGGAAAGUGGAUGCAAUGGAUAGUUAAUAAAAAAUGUAUUACUUA
Molecule: messenger RNA, 957 nt
Organism: Stomoxys calcitrans (stable fly)
Lineage: Eukaryota; Metazoa; Arthropoda; Insecta; Diptera; Muscidae
Product: alpha-tocopherol transfer protein
Exons: 5
Coding region: 14-910 (298 amino acids)
Cellular component (GO): membrane
Molecular function (GO): phosphatidylinositol bisphosphate binding
Source: RefSeq, a predicted model, not a curated record